Molecule: messenger RNA, 4085 nt
Organism: Corylus avellana
Lineage: Eukaryota; Viridiplantae; Streptophyta; Magnoliopsida; Fagales; Betulaceae
Gene: FRA1
Product: P-loop containing nucleoside triphosphate hydrolases superfamily protein
Biological process (GO): mitotic spindle organization; spindle elongation; microtubule-based movement
Cellular component (GO): microtubule associated complex
Molecular function (GO): microtubule binding; microtubule motor activity; ATP binding
Source: RefSeq, a predicted model, not a curated record
UAUUGGGAAGGAGUGCCAUAAAAGUUUCACAAACGCAACCGUCUGGGCUGGUGGUGUGAUGUAGUGAAGCUUAAGGCAAAAUGAUAGUGGUUGUUGCUGUCGUUGCAGUUACCUGCUACUACUUCUAUGCACACCCCAGCCGCUAAUUCCCCAACUACCCCUCCCUUUCUCUCUCUCUCUCUCUCUCUACCAUUGUCUGAGCUUCUCUAUCUCUUUCUCUGUCUGCUCCUCUGGUUGCUCUAUCGCUUUCUAGUCAUAGGAAUUCUUGGACAAUGAGAACGUGUUUCCACGGGAAUUGAUCUUUCCGGGACUGCUUAUCACUCUCUUUCUCUCUCUCUAUUUCUGAAUUUUCUCAAGGAUUGUUCGCUCUCUUUCUCGAGCUAGCUGCUUCCUAUGGAAGCCGGGGAAGAUUGCUGUGUGAAAGUAGCGGUUCACAUCCGACCGCUCAUCGGCGAUGAGCGGCUCCAAGGGUGUAAAGACUGCGUCACUGUCGUCCCCGGGAAGCCUCAGGUGCAAAUUGGCACACAUUCCUUUACCUUUGAUCAUGUCUACGGAAGCACUGGUUCUCCCUCAUCUGACAUGUUUGAAGAAUGUGUUGUUUCACUUGUUGACGGUCUUUUCCAAGGAUAUAAUGCUACAGUUCUCGCUUACGGUCAGACAGGUUCUGGUAAAACAUAUACCAUGGGCACUGGCUUCAGAGAUGGUUGCCAAACAGGAAUAAUCCCUCAAGUUAUGAAUGUUCUGUUCAGCAAGAUGGAAACUCUGAAGGGUCAAACCGAAUUCCAAUUGCAUGUUUCCUUUAUUGAGAUUCUGAAAGAAGAAGUACGAGAUUUGCUGGAUACCGCUUCUUUGAACAAAACAGAGACUGCAAAUGGGCAUGCAGGGAAAGUUCCUAGUCCUGGGAAACCACCCAUACAAAUUCGUGAAACAUCGAAUGGUGUAAUUACAUUGGCAGGUUCCACCGAAGUCAGUGUAAGUACGCUUAAGGAAAUGGCUGCUUGCCUGGAACAAGGAUCAUUGAGUAGGGCAACUGGGAGUACAAAUAUGAACAACCAGUCAAGUCGUUCUCAUGCCAUAUUCACCAUCACAUUAGAGCAAAUGCGCAAGCUCAGUCCAGUUGUUCCUAGUGAUAGCAGUCUUAAUGAGUCAAUGAAUGAAGAAUAUCUAUGCGCCAAGUUGCAUUUAGUAGAUCUUGCUGGAUCAGAGCGAGCUAAAAGAACAGGCUCUGAUGGUCUGCGUUUUAAGGAAGGCGUUCACAUUAACAAGGGCCUUCUUGCACUUGGUAAUGUCAUCAGUGCACUUGGAGAUGAGAAAAAGCGCAAAGAAGGUGUUCACGUUCCUUACAGAGACAGUAAACUUACUCGCCUUUUGCAGGAUUCACUUGGUGGUAACAGCAGAACUGUUAUGAUAGCCUGCAUUAGUCCUGCGGAUAUCAAUGCUGAAGAAACCCUUAACACUCUAAAGUAUGCAAAUCGUGCUCGCAACAUCCAAAAUAAGCCUGUUGUCAAUAGAGAUCCCAUGUCCAAUGAGAUGCUAAAAAUGCGUCAACAACUAGAGUAUUUGCAGGCUGAGCUCUGUGCUCGCACAGGAGGAUCUUCAUCUGAUGAAGUACAGGUUCUCAAGGAAAGGAUUGCUUGGCUUGAAGCUGCUAAUGAGGAUCUUUGUCGGGAACUUCAUGAAUACCGCAGCAGAUGCACUGGUGCUGAACAAUAUGAAACAGAUGGUCAAGAUGGUAAUAUUUGCCCUGUAAAAAGUGAUGGCCUUAAAAGGGGCUUGCAUAGCAUGGAGUCAUCUGAUUAUCAAAUGGCUGAAACAAUAACAGCAGGUGAUUCAAGGGAAAUUGAUGAAGAAGUAGCAAAGGAGUGGGAGCACACCCUUCUGCAAAAUACUAUGGACAAAGAGCUAAAUGAAUUAAAUAAGCGUUUAGAAGAGAAAGAGUCAGAGAUGAAACGCUUUGGAGAUUUUGACACUGUGGCACUCAAGCAACACUUUGGAAAGAAAAUCGUGGAACUGGAGGAUGAGAAAAAAGCAGUGCAGCAAGAAAGGGAUCGUUUGUUUGCUGAAGUUGAAAACCUUGCUGCUAGUUCUGAUGGGCAAACACAGAAGUUGCAAGAUAUCCAUGCCCAGAAAUUGAAAACACUUGAGGCUCAGAUUUUGGAUCUUAAGAAGAAACAGGAGAGCCAGGUUCAACUUUUAAAGCAAAAGCAAAAAAGUGAUGAAGCAGCAAAGCGAUUGCAAGAAGAAAUUCAAUUUAUAAAGGCACAAAAGGUUCAAUUGCAACAUAAGAUAAAACAAGAGGCGGAACAAUUCCGGCAGUGGAAGGCCUCUCGAGAGAAGGAGCUACUGCAGUUACGGAAGGAGGGAAGAAGAAAUGAAUAUGAAAGGCAUAAACUUCAAGCUUUGAAUCAGCGCCAGAAAAUGGUUCUUCAAAGAAAGACAGAAGAGGCUGCAAUGGCCACCAAGAGGCUAAAAGAAUUACUAGAAGCUCGAAAGUCUUCUGCCCGUGACAGCUCAGUUAUUGCCAAUGGAAAUGGAAAUGGAACAAAUGGGCAGAGCAAUGAGAAAGCCUUGCAACGUUGGCUUGAUCAUGAGCUAGAAGUCAUGGUGAAUGUGCAUGAAGUUCGUUAUGAGUAUGAGAAGCAAAGUCAAGUGCGAGCUGCACUGGCAGAAGAGUUGGCCAUGCUUAGGCAAGUGGAUGAGUUUGCUUCAAAAGGCCUUAGUCCUCCAAGAGGAAAGAAUGGAUUUGCUAGAGCAUCCUCCAUGUCACCAAAUGCAAGAAUGGCCAGAAUAUCUUCACUUGAGAACAUGCUUAGUAUGUCCUCAAAUUCACUUGUAGCUAUGGCCUCACAACUUUCAGAGGCAGAAGAGCGGGAGCGUGCCUUCACUAACCGUGGACGUUGGAACCAGCUGCGCUCAAUGGGAGAUGCAAAGAACCUCCUUCAAUACAUGUUCAUUUCUCUUGCAGAUGAUAGGUGCCAAUUGUGGGAGAAGGAUAUGGAAAUCAAGGAAAUGAAAGAGCAACUUACAGAACUAGUAGGACUAUUGCGGCAGAGUGAGACUAGAAGAAAGGAAGUUGAGAAGGAGCUAAAAUUGAGAGAGCAAGCUGUUGCAAUUGCGUUGGCUACGUCGGCUUCGGUUAACUCACAGAAUUCAUUGAAACACUUCUCUGAUGACAUGAGUGGUCCCUUAUCUCCAAUGUCUGUGCCAGCACAGAAACAGCUCAAAUAUACACCAGGCAUUGCUAAUGGCUCCGUCAGAGAAUCAGUGGCAUUUAGAGAUCAGACACGAAAGAUGGUACCAUUAGGGCAGUUAUCAAUGAAAAAGUUGGCAGUUGUGGGACAUGCUGGGAAGCUCUGGAAGUGGAAGAGAAGUCAUCACCAGUGGCUAUUACAAUUUAAAUGGAAGUGGCAGAAGCCAUGGAGACUUUCUGAAUGGAUUAGACACAGUGACGAAACAAUCAUGAGAAGGCCUCGUCCCCAAGCGCUGCCAGAUAUGAUUUAAUGCUCUAAGCUCACUAGGUUUUGGUUGCCAAUAUUCAUCUUUGACCUGAAACUACAAUCCAACACAUAUCACGGGUAGAGGAAAAAAAUAAGUGCAGUGUGCUUUAAGUGGUUGUCGAGGAUAUGUGCUUGUAGCAGUCUUCGAUGAGUUGAUUUUGAAAAAGUUUAGUCUGUGAUCUUGAAUUCUUUUGCGGUGGUUGCUGCAUUCGGAGCAUCUUGUAAAGUUUUGUUGAUGCUGCCAGUAAUACAAGAUAAUUAGAAGAAGACGCUGAAAGAUGGUGGUGAUGCGUUGGUGAAGGGGUAUCUUGCUCGAGGUAUCUGCCAAUUUUUGGCAUAUUUUCUCUCCAUAAUCAUAGUUCAAAAGACGAAAUUCUUUGAUCAAGUCGUAUAAAUGUGUAUAAAGGGUUUUAUUUCUGUUCUCUCUUCUUUUUUUUUUUUUUUAAAUUGUAAUUUUGACUGGCCAAUAUGUUUUAGUGCUUAACUGUUUAUUGUGUGUAAGCAAUAGUGAUAUUGUUGAAAGAAAUGAACUCCUUAGGGUUUCUGCCGUAUGACAAAGAAAUUCUUUAUAGAGAUUAUAUUUUCCCA